AUGGAUAAAACUUCAGCAAAAAUGGACAAUAACAGAAUUUUUUCUGAUCAAAACUUACAACUUCGUCGCAAGUUUAUGACAAUAUUAUUGAUAAUGAUGGGAGUUGCAAGUAUUGAACACGUGGCAACUGGUUUGGCAGAAAGAUACAAACAUUUAAAUGAAUCAGUGAUAAAUUCACUCAGUAAACGAGGAUGUGAUGCAAUUAAUUGGCAAAAUCAGUAUAGAAAAAAAUAUACAUUAUUGAGUAAUUUGGUAAAAGAAACCGAUAAUGCACUUUCUCCAUUGAUACUCUUGUCUGUCAGCGCAAAUGGAAAAUUGGCUCUUGUAUAUUAUUUUAUGUCAUUCAUACUUAUUGUUGGAAGAUUAUUCGCUGUUUCACUAUCAGCAGCUAGAAUUCACAAUCAAAGUGCAAUUAUUUUACCAAAAAUUUAUUGUUGUCCUUCACGGAACCGCGUGACUUAUCGUCUUCAGUUCCAAUUAACAGCCGAUGAAAUCACAUUGACUGGAAUGAAGUUUUUUUCAAUUACCCGAAAGUUCCUGUUUACUCUGGUUGGUACAAUUGUCACUUAUGAACUUAUAAUAUUGGAAUUCGGAAAAAUACAAAAAUAA
Molecule: messenger RNA, 609 nt
Organism: Aphidius gifuensis
Lineage: Eukaryota; Metazoa; Arthropoda; Insecta; Hymenoptera; Braconidae
Product: gustatory receptor for sugar taste 64f-like
Exons: 6
Coding region: 1-609 (202 amino acids)
Biological process (GO): sensory perception of chemical stimulus; detection of chemical stimulus involved in sensory perception of taste
Cellular component (GO): membrane
Molecular function (GO): taste receptor activity
Source: RefSeq, a predicted model, not a curated record